Messenger RNA from Parnassius apollo (apollo), 240 nucleotides. The record is from the annotation of a GenBank genome assembly. NCBI's taxonomy places the organism in Eukaryota, Metazoa, Arthropoda, Insecta, Lepidoptera, Papilionidae.
AUGAUAAUAAAAACUGAAGCUAGUCAUACUGAUAAAUCUGGCAUAGCGGAGGUACUAGCGGCUAAAUCUGGCACAUCGAAGGUGCCAGUUGCUAAAUCUAGCGCAGUGGAGGUGUUAGCAGCCAAAUCUGGCGACAUGCUAAUGACUAAAUCUUGCAUAGAAGAUGUGCUAGGGGAUAAAUCUAUGCCAAUCCUAAGGCUCACAAGAAGGUUCGACCUGAAAACAACUCUUUAUUAUUAA